AUGCCUGAUGUAAUUACCAAAAGUAUCUACAAUUGUGAAAAGUCUGUGUUGCAUGAAACUGCCAGAAUGAAUAUCCCGCGAAAAAGUCUUGCAGUCGCGGGGGAAACAUUUCGCUUCACCCACCCUUGUCACCCAAUCGAGCAACAACCAAUUGCUGCCGCCCGGUUGAACUUCGUCGAUGCUCAAGGCUUUCGAAAUGGCACAGACGUUAAAAAGAUAAUAUUACAACCAAAAGAAUGUUUUUACUUUGAAAAUCUCUUUCUCCUAUUUUCCGUCUUCCUUCUUUUCUUCUUUCCUCUAUUUCUUCUCAUUCUCUUUCUUUCUCUCUUCUCGUUGAUAUUACCACGAGCACCCUCUCUCUCACACUUUUUUUUUCUUCCUUUCUUUUGCAUUUUCUUUCUUUCUUUCUUUGAUUUUCUUUCCUUCGUUUUAAUUUUCUUCCUUCGCAUUUACUUUCUUCCUUUCUUUUUCUUUCUUUUCUUUUUCUUUCGCUUUUUCUUUCUUUCUUUUUUAUUUAUUUCUUUGUUUUUCUUUCAUUUAAUUUCUCUCUCUCUCUCUCUCUCCCUCUCCCUCUCUCUCUCUCUCUCUCUCUCUCUCUCUCUCUCUCUCUUUUUCAAAAGACCCAACUCUAUCAUCAUUUCUAAAAAUAACCGUCCACGUUUUACCGCUCGAGUAAACUUUGUGGGGCUGGGAUCCGGUCUUCCAGAGACAGGGGUUGCAAACCGAGACACCCUCUUUUUAUUCUCUCUCUCUCUCUCUCUCUCUCUCUCUCUCUCUCUCUCUCAUUCGUUCCUUCAUUCUUUUUGUUUGAUUAUUGAUUUCUUACUUUCUUUUACUAGAUCACUUUCGCCAUUGUUGCCUUUUUUCCAUCUUUCUUACUUUUUGUUUAUUUCUUUCUUUCUGUAUCUUUCUUUCUUUAAGAUAAUGUCAUUCUUUUUCGAUCAUUUCUUUUCUGUUUUUAUUCGUUUCUCUCUCUUUUCGCGUUUAUUUCUUUCUUUUACUAAAUCACUUUCGUCUUUGUUGUUUUCCUUCUUACUACUAUUUCUUUUUUUUUUAAUUGCCUAUUUAAUUUUCUGUAACUUUACAUCUUUUUAUAAUUUUUUUCUUUUUCAUUCUUUUUUACAAUUUCUUUCUUUAUUUUUCCUUUCUUUUUUUUCAUUCACUCUUUCAUUCAUCUUUAUAUCUUUAUUUUCUUUCUCUCUUUCUUUUUCAUUCAUUCAUUUUUUCCUUUCUUCAUUCCUUUCUUUCUUUUUCGUUCAUUUUUAUUCAUUCCUACUUUCUUUCUACAUUUCUUUCUUUCUCCGUUUUUCGUUCUUUCUUUUAUUUUUUCUUUCUUUUCAGUUUUAUUCAUUUUUUCUUUCUUGUUUUGUCUCUUUAUUUUUCUUCUUCGUUUUAAUUAAUUGA
Acanthosepion pharaonis is the source of this 1404-nucleotide messenger RNA. Lineage: Eukaryota; Metazoa; Mollusca; Cephalopoda; Sepiida; Sepiidae. The record is from the annotation of a GenBank genome assembly.